Coturnix japonica (Japanese quail) is the source of this 6073-nucleotide messenger RNA. RefSeq names its product CDP-L-ribitol pyrophosphorylase A (gene CRPPA). Gene Ontology annotation, biological process: isoprenoid biosynthetic process; protein O-linked glycosylation via mannose. NCBI's taxonomy places the organism in Eukaryota, Metazoa, Chordata, Aves, Galliformes, Phasianidae. Gene Ontology annotation, cellular component: cytosol. Gene Ontology annotation, molecular function: D-ribitol-5-phosphate cytidylyltransferase activity. The record is from RefSeq and is a predicted model, not a curated record.
CCGGUACGAACGGGCGAUUUUUCUCCUUUCCCCGCACCGAGCUCGCAGUGCGCGCUGUGGGGCAGCCUGGGCACACAGAGCCUGGCUUAGUGCGGGGUGGGCGAGGAGUACGGCCUGGUCGGCGCUGGAGGCGGGCGGGCGCACUAGAUUCUUUGGAUUGCGGGUGUCGCGAACAAAUAAACGAGGCGGGCGGUUGCGCCGUGCCGGCCGAGAUCGCGCUGCUGGGGGGCGGGCGGAGGGGCCACGAGCGGCGAUGGAGCCCGGCGGCUGCGACAUGGGGCCCGCGGUGAAGGCGGUGGCAGCCGUGCUGCCGGCGGGAGGGAGCGGUGAGCGCCUGGGCGGUGCCACCCCCAAGCAGUUCUGCGCCGUGCAGGGGAGGCCGCUCGUCAGCUACACGGUGCGGGCCAUGGAGAGGGUCAGCUGGAUAUCUGACAUUAUCGUGGUGGUCUCUCCUGAAAAUAUUGAAACAAUGAAGUCUAUCAUCAAAAAAUAUGGCCACCAAAGAGUUACAGUAGCAGAAGGUGGAAUAACUCGUCACCGAUCAAUUUUCAAUGGACUGAAAUUGUUUUCAGAGAAUGAAUUUUCCAACUGUCUGCUCCAAAAACCAGAAGUAGUGAUUAUCCAUGAUGCUGUGAGACCAUUUGUUGAAGAAGAUAUUCUUCGAAAAGUGGUGAUGGCUGCUAAAGAGUACGGGGCAGCAGGAGCAAUUCGUCCUCUGGUUUCUACUGUUAUUGCCUCUGCUGCAGAUGGAUGCUUAGACCACUCAUUGGAACGUGCCAGGUACAGAGCAAGUGAAAUGCCUCAGGCUUUCUUGUUUGACGUAAUCUAUCAAGCAUACCAACAGUGUACAGACUAUGAUCUGGAUUAUGGAACAGAAUGUUUGCAUCUGGCUCUGAAAUACUGUAAAACAAAUGCUAAACUUGUUGAAGGGACGGCUGACCUCUGGAAGGUGACCUAUAAGCGGGAUCUGUAUGCAGCUGAAUCAAUUAUUAAGGACAGCUUAUCACAACAAAUUUGUAUUAUUACUGAUGCAAAGGAAGCUGUUGUUCAAGUAGGUUUUCUUCUUCACGAAUCUCUAAGAAGUCAAAUAAAAGUUGAGGCUGUAUCAGUAUCUCUAAGCAAAUGUGAUAGCCAUCUACAGAACACCUUUUCAGGACAGUGCUACAAUUUUGUUUGCAUAAAUGAUAAUAAGUACGCCAUUGAAGAAAUCCAGCAGCUAGUGGAUAUGUUAGAAGAAUCAAAUGUUCCUCUCUUACAUCCAGUUAUUCUUAUUUCGGUUCACUUGAAUAGUUCGGAAAAUACUUCUUUCAGCAUUGAUUUGGAAGAACUAACUAGAAUGAAGAAAUUUGCAAGGGAAGUGAAGAGGAAAAAUAUUUUGGUUUAUGGUCUCCUUAUCCAACAUAAGGAGCUGCUUGCUUGAGAAUGGAACAGUGAAUUUAGUAUUGGCAUGACGGGGAGUCUAUAGGAAGUGGAACCACAGAAAGCAUCAUCUGUUGUAAUUCAGGAUGCUUGGGCUGUUGUUGCAAUUUCUGUCAGUAUCCACUAUCUGGAAGUCCCUGAGAAGCAUGGAUUAUUUUGGAAGAAGAAUGAUGACAGAUUUCUUCAUGGAACUUCCCUCUAGCUGACAGUUUAUUUCAUUACUAUCCACAACAUGCACAGUUGAUAUGUGCUUUUAUUAGUUCUUAAAUAUGAGUAAAAUAUAAUGGACAAAUAAUUUACUGAGACAUAUUACUACUGAAAUACUGAGGUGAAAUUAUUUUACAUUUGUAAGGUAUAUAUAUAAAGUAGGUGUGAUGACAUGUUGAUAUGAGAGAAAUAAAAGAAUAUAUGGGCACUAGUUAAGUUCUACAUUAGAAAAGUAGACUUGUUGAAGUAAAUCCUUUCUGAGAUAUAUAUAUCCUUCUGAGAUUUGUAGAUACAUUUAAUGUAGUUGUAUAUAUAGAUAAUGUCUUGGGAAUGGAAGUGAAAUGCUUUUGGAACCAAGGAGUACAUUUUUGACAGUAUUGGAAGUAAUAUGACAGCCUAAGAUAACGCAUGCCUUCAUUUGUUAAAUGCAGUGGUUAUUUGAUAUUUAGAAAAAUAUAUUUAAUAAUUCUAUGAAUAUUUUGUACUCCAAGCAGUUAGUCAGGAAAAUUAAAGGAAAAGGUUUUAAUAUGCUAUUUGAAAGAACUGCUUUCUACUUUCCAGUUGAUCAAACCGAAUGCAUGUUCACAGUCCGUACACAAGCAGUUAUUUCUCUCACAAACAUUAUGCAUGGAAUACCAAAAUACUCACACUGAUACAAACUUUGGAUCCACUUCAUAACAGCUCUAGAUUGCAUGAUGAAAAGAGCUUUGUUUAAAUUUCCUUUAAGAAAGUAUUUUUAAAGAAAGUUCUCUAAAGAAAUUCAAUGAAGUUUAAAAAUGAUUUACAUUUUUAAAAGGCAGAGGUAGAAGUCAAUAUUCACAAAAAAUUCCGCUCUGAACUCAUGGAGUAUAAUUUUGAGGAUUUUUCACCUGAGUUAAAGGAAACAGCUGAUAAACAAAGUGAGCUAAAACGAGAGAGAGAGAUCCAGUUUUAAUAGAAGAUAUUAGUAGUCUGUGGUGGUGACAAGGUUGACAAAGCACCAAGUGAGUUUAGUACAAGUACCUUAGUCUGAAAAGUAUGUUGAUUGGUAUGGUAUCACUACAUAUCACAUUGGAGUAUUCUUUUGUAUUAUCAGUCUAAUGUGAAAUAGUUUAUUCUGCAAACUAGGAGAAAAAACUAUAAAAAAAGAAGCCAAGUUAGUCUUGAGUAAACAUGGUUUACUUAGAAGAAUUCUAAUGAACGAGAGAAUACAGUAGAUAAUGUCACAGUAUUGUAUCCAUGUCUGAUUUAUGUCAUCCAAACUGCAGGAUUUCAGAGGGAACCUCAACUGCAUGUGAUGGUCCUGUGUUCUGAACAGUAGAAUAAUAUUGAAAUGGAGCCUUGAUAUCAGAAAAGCUUAAGUGUGUUAUUAUUCUAUGUAUACAUUUUAUAAUAUUUCAUGUGGCUGAAUAAUUUAUAUUCAAGUAUGUCAGUUAAAUUUUGAAAAAUUCUAGUUAGUCCAUAUACUACUAUUUUUAUUAAAGUAAUAAUGACUCUCAUGACUGGAUAACAGUCAACUGAUCUUUGUGUCAAAAAACAAAUAGAUAAACAGUGUUUCGUCAGUACAGAUUUUUAAGGUUGCAAUAAGUAAGAGUUUUGGUCUAUAAGUUUCAGUAAUGCUUUUGUUACUUUUCACACAGAAUAAAAGAAAAAAUACAAUCUGGGAAAAAAAAAAAGAGCUUUAAUAAUGUGAAAGUUGAUUAUAGUCUGUGUUAAUCUUACUUCAGAGAGACACUGACAGAGCAUCUUGUCAGUACAGCAGUUGCAUGCUAAGACUUGCUUGGGGUAGGCAAGGUGGCCUCAAAUACUUUUGUCUCUGAAAUAGAUGUUUGAUUAAGCCAAAGAAACUAUUCACUGAGAUAGCCAGAAAAAUCACAGGCCACACCCUACAGAAAGACAAAUGGUGUAAUAGAAUAGUUGUUAUGAAUUUGUUUGAGACCAAAAUAAACUGAAGUGUGAGUAAUUUCUUUUGCAAACAUGCUGCACUUUUGUUGUAGUCUUUGAACUAUUUGUUGAAGACUUCUGAAAACAAGAGGUCCCUCCACAGUGUGUUUGGUACCUGAGGAAGCACUUUGCCUACAAAAUGUGGGGGCUUCAUCUGGUUUGGUAAAACUGUAAAGGAAAAAAAAAGAUCCCUUAAAAACAAUAUUAUAUGUAGCCAUUAGGGCUGUGGUUCCCAAAAUAGGAAGCACGAACACAAAUGAGACCAUCAAAAUGUCAUAGCAGAAGAUGCUUUGGCAACUGGAAGUGAAGUAAUGAACCUGAAGGGCAAAUUAAGUAAAAAUCACCAGCAAGUUGCUGAUACCUCACUCAAGUAGAAUAAUCUUGCAGACUGUUCAUUCUUUUGUCAAGGGGUGAGCGAGUGAUGAACAUGAGUGCCAGCAUGAUCUGCAUUUUUAAGUGUGUGGGACUGAGAGGGAAACCAAAUGCAGCUUGAAACUGUCCAUGUGAAUAACCUUACUGAAAUUUAUAAGCUUAUUAAUACAAAGGCCAAGAAAGUCAUACACCGGUACCGAUGGAUAUUUAUGGAAACUAGACACCAUUUGAUCCUUCAUAAUUAAUUGUUAUGUACUACAAUCUGAGAUUAGUCAUGACUCCAUAUUUGCAAGAGGUAGAACUGAUAUGAUGAAAAAGUUUGCAAGCAGACCAUUAAAUAAAACUACAGGUAACUCUUGAUGUAAAUUUCAGUGAAUAGAAGAUGCAGAACUAUUCAAUGGAACUGUAUUAAGGUAAUACCCAAGAAAUCAAACAGAACUACUCAUUUUCCUUGGGAGUGGCAGACACAGGAAUAGUUAACAUCUGUAAUGUUCAUCUUACCUUCAAAUCAGAAUUUUUUUUAGUUCAGUGGAGGAGAUUUUUUGAAAAGGAUUCAUUUGCUUUGAUGAAGAAGAAACUUGGUAGACAAUCAUUGCACUCCAUAAGUAUUUUUACACACAUGAGAAAUUACAGAUGACUUUCUGACCCAACUUGGUGAAGACAAAAGUCUUUGCUUUUUUUUUUCUCCAGGAUCAGCAUUCAUUCUUAGAUCUUGCUGUGUGAACGUGUGUAAAUCUGGAUGGACUUUGUUCAGAAAAUCUAUGGUCAGAAACAGUAGUCAGUUUUAUUGAUUUGAUCAUCAGAAUUCUUUUGUCUGUCAAGCUUGCUCAUGUAUAAACAAAUUUAAAAGAACCCCCAGAAAUAGCACAGUUUUAAAAUGUAGUCUUACUAUUUGUUACAGAUGUGCAUUAUCACAUUUCUAUAUUUUUUUUCCAUCAGAUGAUAAUUUGUUUUUGUCAGUGAAAUAUUUAUAGUUAUUUACAGAAAAUGAGUUCAAAGUUUAAUGCUUGCAAAACAGAAGGUUGUAUAGUUCCAAAUAAAUACUUUGAGUCAGGAAAGAACAUAAACACUUGUGUUAAAUUAUUUAACACAAAGUCUGGAAGUCUUACUUUUGCUUUAAGUGUUCUUAUGUGUACUAUUUCAGGAACCAGAAGUGCAUGCUGCUGAUUUUAGUAGGUACUUGAAGCCUGGUGCACGAUCAUAUUUGUCAACAAAUUGUCAUUGUGAUUUUUAGCAUAUUAAAAAGUCUAUCCACCUUGAACUGGUGCAUAGGUGCUCUUAUAUUUGCUUGCUCAGCUUCUCUUACUACCUUUCUCUGUCAUUUCUCUCACUUUCUUUCCCUUGUUUCCCCUUAAGUCUUCAUCCUCCCUUAGGAAAAGUAGGUGAUAAAUUAAUGGAUUUAGUACAACUGUGAAGCUUUAUUAAAGGCACUCAAAACGUUUCCACAAGCUAACUUUGCAGUGCAGUACUAAAUUCCCAAUCUGAAGAAGCAGAGUUUUUUGUAAAAAGAAUUGGCUUUUGGGAUUUCAUUAAAUAAUUGUCUAGAUUUUUAUCAAGGGAAGAUUGGAAACGCUUAAUUUGUCUCUGCUCUUACAACUUCUAGAAUUUUAACAAGCCGCAUAGAUUAUGACAAGAUCUGUCAUAUGACCCUUUUAGACUCAUUUCACUACUGAACUUUUAAUAGGAAAUCACCAUGUCAGCCAAAGUGAUUAGGGCACUUUUGCUUCAAAAUCUAGCCUUUGUAAAAAGUGGUCUUUAAACUUCCUUGAUUUCGUAGCCCAUUUCAACCAUUCUGGGAAUGUUAGUCAGUAAUGGCUCUUGACUGUUUCUUCUGUGGACAUUUUAGUUGUAUAAAAUAAUACUAUUCUAUAGUACUUUAAAGGCAUGGAGUAGAAUUUUGGGGAUCAAAUGGGUUCGAAAGGGAAAAUGACAAAUUCUCUUGGGGGAGGGGAGGUAGCGCACUUUUCUAUCUUGUUACUUUGCGUGGUUUAAUUACGUUAGAUAGUUCAGUGUGUUAGGGAAUAAACACUGAAUUGGAACCAUUUGCAAAAGCAAAUAUUAUGAAUAUCAAAUCUGAGUUUGAUCUUCAAAUCUGUUCUUAGUUAUCUGUUAUCUGACAUUUUUUCCAUAUUAAGAAAACUUUGAUGUUGAC